Messenger RNA from Gasterosteus aculeatus aculeatus (three-spined stickleback), 746 nucleotides. It is a transcript of the gene pbdc1, whose product is annotated as polysaccharide biosynthesis domain containing 1. Gene Ontology annotation, cellular component: cytoplasm. The record is from RefSeq and is a predicted model, not a curated record. Lineage: Eukaryota; Metazoa; Chordata; Actinopteri; Perciformes; Gasterosteidae.
AUCAUCUCUGUUGCUCGUGGAUGACAGUGAAGGAACUGCGCAUGCGCACAUCGUCACCUGAUAGACGAUCUUUGGUUUAGCAAAAUGGCGUCUGAAGACGUGCUGGCUUCUCUGGGGGUGGAGGGAGCCUCAGCAGCCGCGCAUGCGCUGUCUCUCCCUGCAGACGCAUACGGAAAUGACCCGCGGCUGGAGGUCAUGUGGGCAAUGAAGGCCUACAACCACGCAGAGGUGUACUUCAAUCUCAUCUCCUCGGUGGAUCCACAGUUCCUGAAGCUGACAAAGCUGGACAAUGAGAUCUACUUGAGCUUCAGAGAGACCUUCAGAGACCUGGACCUGAAGCUGCUGAGGGCCGAGGACCUCAAAUCGGACCAGGCCAAAGAGACCUGGCGUUCGUUCUGUAAUAAGUUUGAAGGACUCAUCGAGGACUUCAACUACGGCACUCUGCUUCGUCUGGACUGUGAGAAAGAUUACACAGAGGAGAAUACCAUAUUUGCCACAAGGACUCAGUUCUUUGCUGUUGAAAUUGCCCGAAACAGAGAAGGCUUCAACAACGCGGUGUUCCUGUCCAAGGGCUCGAAAGGAACCGGUUACCGGCCCACCCAGUGACCGGCCCACCCAGUGACCGGCCCGUCCCACCACUGCUUUCAUCUUCAUUGUGUUUACUGUAAAGUUGUAUUGUUUUUUUAACGAAGUUGCCUCCAAACGUGGAAACCAAAAAUAAAGUCUGAAUCUUGGUUAUUAUGUUA